AUGCUUUCUGAAUGGCAUAGUUUUAUAAGUCGACCAGAUGAAUUUGAUGAAUUUGAUACUAAUGACUUUGAUGAAUCUAAUAAACUUGAUAAAUCCAAUAAGCUGGAUAAAUUUGAUGAGCUUGAUAAAUUUAAUAAAAAAUUACAAAUAAUUAGUGAAUUUAUGACUGCAGACAUGAAAAUUUCAGAGCUUUCAAAAAAUUUAAAAGAUUUGAAAAAAC
Messenger RNA from Cetraspora pellucida, 220 nucleotides. Lineage: Eukaryota; Fungi; Glomeromycota; Glomeromycetes; Diversisporales; Gigasporaceae. The record is from the annotation of a GenBank genome assembly.